GUCGUCAGUGCCUGGCGUCGGAUGCCAGAAGGCGGCAUCCGAAGGGCGUCGAUGCACAACGGAAUGUGGAGAGAGAGUUUCUGGAGGAAAAGAAGCAAUCCAGCGGGCUCGUGGAGUGCUUCAGGACCGUUUAUUGGUUGCAUGAAGAGAUGCAGGAGACUCCAUGGUUUGCCAGGGAUAUGAGCCGCGAGUUUUGGAUUUGCGUUGAUGUCACUGACAAGGACGAUGUAGUACCUCACAGUGAGUGGGCCAUGGCAGCUUCAUGCCCAUGCAAUGUCAGUCUUGUCGCGAUACGCCGUGGGAAGGCUUUCUCUCUCUCGAAGGCAGAUUACCAGCGUCAUGUCCAGCACCAUCGUGUGGGCAUUGUCUUGGAGGUCAUGGCAUUCUUGGGGCGUGUCCUGACCCCACCGGACGUAUUGAGUCAAGAUCUUUGGUGGCUCGAGGAGACGCCACUAGCACGAAGUCCGAUCAUGCGAGCACUUCCGCGUGAUGUUCGUCAGAGAAUUCUUUGCAGCGGUGCACUUCGCAAGCUGCCAUCACGGAGCUGGCUCUGUCGUGAGGAAGACACCUUGCAUGCGUGCUACUUGUUGAUCAGUGGCGAGCUCGAGCUCAGCCUUCCUGGAACGGAGAGGCGACGUCUUCUGCCAGGAGUCGUCUUCGGUGAUAAGAUGCUUUGCACUGACAGCCCGGAGCCGGGUUGGGCCUCCCGCUAUUGCGCAGGAGGCGAGGACUGCUUGCUCUACGAGGUUUCCAGGCAGAGUUUCGAGGCUGGAUUGCAAUUGUCGGAGGUCACUGAUCCCCGAGUUCCGGAGAUUGAGAAGGCGCUUCAAAUUCCCUUCGGAGCCAGGACAUUCACACAGCUGCAGCUCCUGUCGAGCUUCUUGGAGAGGCAGGUGCAGUUCAGCACAGUGGACUCAUUUGCAAGACUGGAAAUCAGUGAGUUCGCGGAGCUGCGCAAAAUGAGUGCCGGAGAGGCCAUCCCAUUCAGCUUGCAGUGCAGCUGUUGCAUUCUCCAUGGCAAGGUCAGUGUGCUUGUGCGAGAGGGUGACCAGCAGGUUCAUGUCUGCAGUUUAUCUGCGGGGUCAUGGCUAGGUGAGGAGUUUGGCAUGUCCGGUGAAUUCAGCAUUCUCGCGGCCAGGGAUUGCAGCCUCUUCUGGCUCGAUCGGAGCCAUCUUCCGCAGGGUCGGGGGUCCAUCAUUGCCAUCGGUGGAGACAAAGCAACCGAUCGAGCGUCUACGGACCGGGGCCGUGCCAUCCAGACCUUGCGGUUCAAGGCUCCGGAACAGCGCAGUCCAGAAGAUGUGGCCUUGCUCGCGAAGUUGUUCCACGGCAAUAAGUUUUUCGACGAGCAGGAGGAGUCGGUUUUGAGGGAGAUUUGUCGAAGCAUGUCCUACGAGGAGGUGAAGCGGCAUCAGGUCAUCAUCAAGCAGGGUGAUGUUGCCGACAUGUGCUACAUCCUUUUGAAGGGCGCUGUGGGAAUAUGGGUGAGUCGGCAAGACGAACUCAUUGAAGAAGAGGAGGCAAAGGAAGAACCUGAGAGCCCGGCAAGGACGAAGGAUGACGAGCAAGAUGCUUCACCGAAAACGACAAAGUCCAUGCCGCAGGCUGCAGAGAAGGAGACAGAAGUUCAGCCAAGCUCCGUCCACGCCAGAAAGCUGCAAAAGGCAGCUGUCAAGUUGCUCGUGGCAAGGCGAGCCGUCGAUGAUCCAGCACCUCAAGGCAAGCAGCCCGCUGCGGAGUCGCAGGACCCAAACUCGGAAGUUGAUCCAGAAACAGGUGGCCCCAUCAAUGCAACCCAGGUGAAGGAGCUUAAAGAAGGAGAUUGCUUCGGCGAGACUGGACUCCUGCACGGUGCACGGCGCAAUGCGUCGAUUGUUGCUGCCGAAGAAUGUCAGCUGGGCUGCAUUAGCAAAGCCCUCUUCGAGAGCAAGCUUCGCGCUGCAUACCUGGCAAAGGAGCAGGCGCGAGUGAAUUUCCUUCGUGACCAUUUGCCGAGGACAACGAACGGUGUCGACCAUGCACAGGUCUUAGGAGGCUUUUUCUCUGAGCAGCAAGUGAGGCGUGGACAUGUGUUGUGUGUGGCUGGGAAGCCGUGUGAGCGCCUCACUAUCAUUCGAGAUGGCCUCUGCAAGGUUCGUACGAGAGAGGGACGAGCUCAGGAAGUUGGCGAAAUUGGCAGGGGUCAGAUCAUUGGCUUGUCAACAAUCGGCGGUGCGGAUGUCGAGCCGUUCACGAUUGUCUGUGCAAGUCCGGAGGUGACUGUCUUUCGGAUGGACCUGACCGACGCCCGCAAUCGCAUUCCCACAGAUCUGAGGGAGGCCAUGGCAAGUUUUGGACUUCAAAUGGUGGCGCGAAUGCAGCGCCGUGCAGACUUCCUGAAAGCGGCUUUGAGCCCAAGUGGAGAUUCAAUACAGGUGCUCACGGGCCUCGAGGAUGCAGAAGGCAGACGUUGCUUGUCCCCAAAGACGCUCGCGAGUAGGGCCAGGACAGCACCAUCUGCUCCAAAGGGUGAGGUUCAUGAUGCGCCACAUCGCCGGCAGCUGACCAGAUUGAUGGAACGGCAGCAGCGGGAAUGGGAAGACCUGGUGAUCACCAAGCCAUCACAGUGGUCCCCGAACAUGGUGGCUGAGAAGCAGAAGGAGAAGGAGAGGCUGAAGAGGCAGCUUCACAGCAGGAACAUCAAGACCGAUAGGCUCCUCAAAGAGAACUCGACUUGGCAGCACGAGAGGCAUCUGCUGUUGACUCGUCCGGACCUGUGUCUUCGCAUUGGGCUGGGAGUUUGCUUCGAGGUCGAGCUUGCCGCAGCCGCCACAGCCAGUGAAGAUGAUGACAAUCCGGAUGCUUUCCUUUGCUGUCGGCCCAUGUCAGUCAGGCCACAGGUUCCAAGCCCGUCGACCGCGAGGCCGGGAUCGACCGAGUGUGACAUUCGUCCUCGUCCAGACUUUGCAGAUGCGCAGGAGCAUAGCAGCAUGAGAGACCUGAACCCGUUUUUCGUUCUGCACGAGCACCACUAUUCUGUCGAGGAGGUCGAGGAGGCCCCUAUGCUGCUUUCGGCCAAAGCUUCGCGCAAGCAUGAAUCUGCAGAUGCAACCAUGGAGGAAUCGAACGAGGUCAGACGUCCUUCGCGCGACACGACCAGGCCCCGGGCUGGACCUCGAGGAGUUGCAACACAGAAAAGGCGCAAGUUGGUGAGCCUUCGUAAAGGGCUUGGUGAUGUUGCCAAGCAGCAAAAGCUGCCCAGCGCUCGCGACGGUCAACAACAAAUCGUCCUCAGAAAGCACUACGAUCCAGAAGCUUCCUCGGUGCGCUUCGGUGCAGAGGAGAUCCUGCUGUUGGAGUCCCGGAAUGCUGAAGAAGAGGCUUGGCAACGGGAUCUGCUGGAGAUGCACGUCGAGGGUCGGUCUUCAUCUUCUCCGGUCACGCCUACAACCCCUGGAUCUGUCGGAGAACAGCACAGCCCAAGAAAUCGCUGCAUGAUCCCCGAGUGCAUCACUGUGGCCCAGGAGACACAGUCAGAUCAGGCCUUCGGACAGUGA
Molecule: messenger RNA, 3536 nt
Organism: Symbiodinium necroappetens
Lineage: Eukaryota; Dinophyceae; Suessiales; Symbiodiniaceae
Source: the annotation of a GenBank genome assembly